AUGAACGAAUAUUACGAACCUACAUUACUAUUUAGACAAAACGCUGUUAAGAAAUACAGUCCUGAACUUUCACCUGUUUCAAGUAUGAGCAGUCUUGACUUGCCAAAGUCGAAUAAUAGCUCGUCAUCCUGGUUAUUAGAUAACCAUAAUCCUAAAGACACGGAAAUUCUCAAUAAGUCAUGUUCAUUGAACAGGUUGAACAUAAAGUCCAACUACUGGAAAAUUCCCGAUAAUGAUAUGAGCUUAACGUCUAUGGCUCUACUGAGACAAGGGGACUCUAAUAAAUCAUUACUAGGCAUAUCAAGUGCCAAUGAUGAUUCUAAUUUGUUUAUAUACGAAUUAGAUUUGGCCGAGAAUUAUUUAACACACAACAAUACCAUUUCUUUGCCAAAUGUUCACGCAAUGAGAUGGGUUCCGCAGAUGGGUAACAAUGAGUUAAGUUUGAUAACAGGAAACAGUAAAGGUUACGCUCACUUAGUUUCAAUCCCAAACUCAAACGAGGAAGGUCAGUCGGCCGAAAUCGUUAAACGUUUCAACCACAGGAAGCAUCUUAAAUCAAUAAAUAAGGAUCCCUCUAUUGCAUCUCAUACCUCGACAGAUAUUACGAAAUUAAACUUCAUGGAUAAAAGUAUGGACUUAUUAUCCCUUUAUGACAAUAACUUGUUCUUAUGGGAUAUUAAUGGAUGUGAUUCGCAAGUCAGACCUAAACCAAUAUCAAUUUCGAGCAUACCAGGGAUAGUUAAUUUUGACCCUAUCCCUCACAGUUCUAACCUGGUGGGUAUAUGUGGCCAAUUUGGUGUGUCAUUGUUUGAUACAAGACAGCCCAAAUUUAGUGUUCCAUCAUCAGUUAUGAAGCAAGCUAACAAGAGGAAGCUAGGUGCAAAUGUCAUAAGAUGGUCCCCUAAUGACGAUAAUGUAUUUGCUGCGUCGCAUAUGGAUGGGGUUAUACGGUUGUGGGACAUCAGGAAGCAAGAUUAUUUUGCAAGCCUCGAUGGUCACCAAGGGAAAAAAAUAAUUAGCAUAGAAUGGAACAAGAAUGACUUAUUCAGUGGAGGCAGAGAUGGAAAUAUAGUGCAUUGGGAUUUAACAUCCGAUAUAAACGAAUACCCUAAACCUGACAUUACGAAUUGUGGUUUGAAAGAAGGAUUAAAUAGCAUUAAAUUCAACCCAGUGAAGAAUUCAGUCGAGAAAACCAUCAACCAAAGACAAUGCGGUACAGUAUUACCAGCAUCGAACACCAAUAUUGUGGAUAUGUGCUCCGUUUCUCUUACCUCGCAUAAUGAAGAAGACGUUAAGGUGCUUUCUAUUGAUAGCAGCUCAUUCCUUGGAUUACACUCCAAGAUAUUUGAUGCUGUUAAAGUCAACAUCAACUCAGAAAAAACAUACUACACCGACGACGACAUAUCUUUGCUCCUUGCUGCUCAACAAUCCAGUCUCUCAACAUUGGUCAAUGAUUCGACAGAAAAUGUAACCAAGCCUUUGACCAUUUCCAGGAUGCCUACAACAAAGAUCACCCACGAUGUUGCUCCUCCUGCUAUUCCUACACCCGCUAGUGUUGUUCCUACUACCCCUAACAUGUCCAACGACACACUAGCAGAAGGCCCUGACGAAUUUGUGGAAGUAGGCGACAUCAUCAGACUCAAAGAACCAAAAUUCUCGUUUUCAAACUACAACGAUUCGGUCUUCUCAGUCGAUUCAAACCACGAUAUAAAGUCGUCCCCACUGUCCACUACCUCUCGUGGCUCAUUCGGCGAAUCGUCGUCGUCCAUAUCUACAAAUCCAACCAUAGUUGAAGCGUCUCCAAUAUCACACAAGAGAGACCCGAGCGAUAUUUUCAACUUCAAGACUGAUUUUGACUUUGGUCUUGGCUUGAAUGACUACAAAUUUGACGAGUCCUUAGUCGACAGAUCAUUCGAUAGGAUGCUUUCACUCAAGACCAAUGCUACCAAUUAUUAUAGUGUUUAUAGUAGUUAA
Messenger RNA from Debaryomyces hansenii CBS767, 1974 nucleotides. RefSeq names its product Dse1p (gene DSE1). Lineage: Eukaryota; Fungi; Ascomycota; Pichiomycetes; Serinales; Debaryomycetaceae. The transcript has a single exon. Gene Ontology annotation, cellular component: nucleus. Gene Ontology annotation, molecular function: histone binding. The coding region runs from base 1 to 1974 and encodes 657 amino acids. The record is from RefSeq and is a predicted model, not a curated record. Gene Ontology annotation, biological process: regulation of gene expression.